AUAAAAAAAAUUAUUUAUUUUUUAAAAAUUAGCAAUUAGUAGUGUUUAUUCAAAGGCACAUAAAAUGUUUGGAAAACAAUUGGUUAGUUUGCUAACAAUUUUAUUGAUUACAGCAUUUAAUUGCUAUAAUUGUUUAAAAGAUAUACAAAAAGAAUGUCCAGAUAUAUCAUUUAUUACACGUACCGAAUGGGGCGCACAUAUAUCACACAAACACAUGCGUCCGAUACAACUACCCGUCCGUCAUCUAUUCGUAUUUUCAACCGGUUACAUACGAAACCAGUGUCUGGACCUACAAUCAUGUAUACUAGCCGUACGUCGUGUUCAAGAUAAACAUAAAAUAGCAUACGAUAAAGAUAUUGCCUUUAAUUAUCUGAUUGGCGGCGACGGCCGGGUAUAUCUGGGACGGGAUCAACAUUUAAAGGGUUCGAUGCCUAAUCAAAUGGGCAAUCAAUCACUGUCGAUAGCAUUUAUUGGUAUGUUUGGUAAAAAACAGCCCAACCAGCUUAUGUUAGAUACGAGUCAACGUUUGCUAAAAUGUUUGGACAAUCUGGGCGAUCGAUUGACCAGCGAUUAUCAAUUGCAUGCCGAUAGAGAUCAAUGGUGUUCAAAAAGUCCGGGCGAAAAACUAUACGAACUGAUUAGACAAUGGCCACGUUAUGUUGGCGGACCAUUACCCGGUUAUUCUUGCAAUCCAUAUAAGGGUCCUAAUGGUGGUCGUGGUGGUGGUGGUGGUGGUAAUGCUACAACUAUUGGCGAUCCUAUAAAUCUAAACGAUGGACCUGCUGCUAGCAAACCAGAUAGUGUUGAUAGUUACUAUGGCAACUAUCGUGAUGGUCGAUUCGGUUCUACUACUGGUGGUGAAGCUCCUGAUGGUGCAGCUCCUGCUGGUGCAGCACCUGGUGGUGCAGCUCCUGCUGGUGCAGCACCUGGUGGUGCAGCUCCUGCUGGUGCAGCACCUGGUGGUGCAGCUCCUGCUAGUGCAGCUCCUGGUGGUGCAGCUCCUGCUGGUGCAGCUCCUGGUAGUGCAGCUCCUGCUAGUUCAGCUUCUGGUGGUGCAGCUCCUGUUGGAUCAGCUCCUGCUGGUGCAGCUCCUGUUGGAUCAGCUCCUGCUGGUGCAGCUCCUGUUGGAUCAGCUCCUGCUGGUGCAGCUCAUGUUGGAUCAGCUCCUGCUGGUGCAGCUCAUGUUGGAUCAGCUCCUGCUGGUGAAGCUCCUGUUGGAUCAGCUCCUGCUGGUGCAGCUCCUGUUGGAUCAGCUUCUGCUGGGGCAGCUCCUGUUGGAUCAGCUCCUGCUGGUGCAGCUCAUGUUGGAUCAGCUCCUGCUGGUGCAGCUCAUGUUGGAUCAGCUCCUGCUGGUGCAGCUCCUGUUGGAUCAGCUCCUGCUGGGGCAGCUCCUGUUGGAUCAGCUCCUGCUGGUGCAGCUCCUGCUGGUGCAGCUCCUGUAGGUGCAGCUCCUGGUGGUGCAGCUCCUGGUGGUGCAGCUCCUGCUAGUUCAGCUCCUGUAGGUGCAGCUCCUGGUGGUGCAGCUCCUGGUGGUGCAGCUCCUGCAAGUGCAGCUUCUGUAGGUGCAGCUCCUGCUGUGAUUGGCAGUCAUUAAUUAAGCAUUGAAUUUCCAACAAACCCCCCCACAAACCUCUUUAAAAUUAUAAUCUUAAUAAAAUUAAUUUCAAUAUAAAUGGUAAUGAUAAAAUAUCUAACUGACAAAUAUCUAUGAUAAAAAAUAAAGUUAUCUAAAUAAAAUUUAUAAUAAAUAAUAUGCUUAAAUUGUAUAAUUGUAU
Messenger RNA from Oppia nitens, 1775 nucleotides. Its product is annotated as spidroin-2-like. The record is from RefSeq and is a predicted model, not a curated record. Lineage: Eukaryota; Metazoa; Arthropoda; Arachnida; Sarcoptiformes; Oppiidae. The transcript has 3 exons. Gene Ontology annotation, biological process: peptidoglycan catabolic process. The coding region runs from base 65 to 1594 and encodes 509 amino acids. Gene Ontology annotation, molecular function: N-acetylmuramoyl-L-alanine amidase activity; zinc ion binding.